AUGGGGACCUUCAUCGACCAUUAUCAAGUCCUGCGUGUGGGAUUGUCCGCUUCUAAUGUUGAGAUCAAGCAAGCGUACCUGAAACUUUCAAUGUCGUUCCACCCAGACAAGUAUAAUGCACCCGAUGCCACCGCAACCUUCCAGAUGAUUAGCAAUGCUUAUGCCACUCUUAAAGACAAGUCGAAGCGGAAGAUUUUUGACUUGGAGCGUCAAAAGUUCAUGGGAGACAAGGAGUGGGCAUUUCCAGAGGAUGUGAAGAGGGAUGAGGAAGAUCGAGAUGACUCUGCCAAGAACCCUUUACAAGACACACCCAAGAAGUCAAGGGGUCAGAUUGAUGGGGUCGGGACCCGCCUCACAUUCUCAGCUUCCAUGAGAAAUCAUUUGGUUGGUCGUCCACGUCGCCGUUGGAGACCUAGACCAGAGUUGCAAAUCGGCCUGUACACUAUCUUUGAAGAAGACGAGGAUGAAGAGGAGCAACAGCAACAAACAUAUCAAAACAUCGCUGCCUCAAAGGUACCAAGGAUCCCAGCUGAUAGAUUGGUGAAGUGGCAUUCGGGUGCGAAGUUAUUCAACACCACUUCUCUCAUACCAUCUCGUACCUCUUGGUUACCCCGAAUGCACACGCCAGCGCAGCUCUUCUGCUCAUGGAAAAUCUCGGAACUACAAGCCAGAAACCGCAGAGUGAAAAAAUGGUAUCGCUUAGCUGAUGAGUUACGCGGACAGAUCGAGCUGCGCCGCCUUAACGCUCAACGACAACAAGGAAAGGUUGCUUGCUUUAAGGAAGACUUGCAGAGCGAGAUCGAAAUUUUUGUAAUCAGGAAGGAACGGAAUGGCCAGAUUUUCCGGAGCCAAUAUGAGCUUGAUCAGGCCUUGCUGGAAGAACGAUGGUUCAAAGCUUUUCAAACGGACAUACUGGAGGCGGAGAAGAAGAUGGAAGGUAUCAAGUCGUCAAUUCGAAUGUUCAUGGAUCAACUUCAAGAUCACCAAGAUGACUUCGAGCACGCUGAACACAAGGCACUCCUUGCUGUGGCUAGCAAAGUCUUGAACGUGCUUGACAAAGCUGAGUAUGUUUCUGAUAAGGAUCCAAAAGAUGUUGCAAAGAGCAAGAUGGAAUGGAAGAAGCUGACUCACAUCGGCGUCACUGAGUACCAGAGCUACCGGCAACCCGGUGAUAUCGAGAAGGCUUGUAAAGUUGCUUGGAGGCAUGAGAUAGUAGUUGAGGAGGACUUCAAUGACUUACGGAUCUGCCGUCGUUGCAAGAGGGACAUUUUCUUCAAUUGUUUUCAGUGCAAGCGCUGCGCUUCCUUCAUGUGCUCCACCUGCAAGGACAGAGUAAACCAGUUGAAGAAGUACCAUGAAUGGCUUGCGGAACAGGAUAGAUCUGACUACUUAUUUGGCGUCUGAAGAUUGGAUGGUUGUUUGAUUGGAUUGCUUGGCUUUGUGGGCUUGGAAGUCUUCAGCGAUCUGGCGUCUGUCACUUGCAGAUUCAUGGUUGUGAAUAGAAGUUUACUGCAAUCUGGCGGGAUGUAUGGGAGGGGUUUCAAUAGAGAGGAAACGCAACGUGCGCGUCUGCCUGCACAUCGAAUUUUUGGCAUGGAAAAUUCGAAGGUGUACUGGAGUUCAAGCAUUCGAUUGGUUCUUUAUGCAUGACUCUGGGCACCAGAGAGGACAGUCUGUUCGCUUUUCACCAGAACACUCCUUCAUACGCAUGCAGAAAAGGUAGGCUGCAGUCGGGUAGCGUAUAUGAAUAGAAAAAUACAAAAGCUUGUGGAAAUGUUCAGUCCACCUCCACCCAUGGGCUGCUCUGUCCACAUAAGCACCAGACACUAGUGAAGCUUUCUAUCAGAUGGAUAUUGGGAAACAAGCUGCCACCGCUUAUUAAAGACUCGAUAAACAGCAGACGAAAUGCACAUUCUUGGAAUUUAAAAGCGCCUUCUGAUACAUUCCGAGGACUUCUGUUGGGCUGAGAAUGAACGAAUGAGAAGACAGUUACACAAUUACAUCAUAUGAUCAAGAGACAGUUGCAAACGAUGGAGUUAUAAGAUAUGUACAAUCCACCACGAGUAA
Molecule: messenger RNA, 2067 nt
Organism: Cadophora gregata
Lineage: Eukaryota; Fungi; Ascomycota; Leotiomycetes; Helotiales; Ploettnerulaceae
Exons: 1
Coding region: 1-1404 (467 amino acids)
Biological process (GO): cellular response to misfolded protein
Cellular component (GO): endoplasmic reticulum membrane
Molecular function (GO): Hsp70 protein binding
Source: RefSeq, a predicted model, not a curated record